CCCGAGACUCCAGUCAUCGCGCCCGUAACCCCGCGGAGCAGAGAUCCCGGAGCCGCGUCCGCGCCCCGGGAGAAGCCAACCCUGCUCUUCUCCGCCUCGGCCUCUUUGGCUGUAGCCGCACCUCGGCUCCGGAGCGCAGGGCUUCGUGUGCCUCGUAGUGACAGGUGGAAAUCACGACCCAGAAGGGCACUAUGAAGCCAGUGAAGAAAACCAAAGCGGAAGAACCUGAAUUGGAGCCCCUGUGCUGCUGCGAGUACAUAGAUCGAAAUGGGGAAAAGAACCACGUGGCUGCUUGUUUGUGUGAUUGCCAAGAUCUGGACGAAGGGUGUGAUAGAUGGAUCACGUGUAAGUCCGUGCAGCCUGAGACCUGUGAAAAGAUCAUGGACACGAUCUCAGACCGCCUCCGGAUUCCUUGGCUUAGGGGAGCCAAGAAAGUUAACAUUAGCAUCCUUCCCCCACUGUUCCUGCUGCCUGUCUUCCUCCGCGUGGCUUCCUGGCAUUUUCUCCUUGGGGUGGUGGUUUUGACCUCCCUCCCCGUGCUGGCUCUGUGGUACUACUACCUCACUCACAGAAGGAAAGAACAGACUCUGUUUUUCCUGAGCCUCGGACUGUUCUCUCUGGGCUACAUGUACUAUGUGUUCCUGCAGGAAGUGGUCCCCAAGGGGCGUGUGGGGCCCACUCGGCUGGCUCUUCUUACCUGCGGGUUAUUGCUCAUCCUUUUCGCCUUGUACAGAGCCAAGAAAAAUCCAGGCUACCUCAGAAACCCAGCACACAAUGACAGGGCUCUAAGUGGCAGCCAGGUCGAAUGCCAGAACAGAAAAGGGCCUGAGAAGCCCAAGGGGUUCCCCAGCGCAGAUCUGUCGGGCGGUCUCAACAACCGCGCACCCAAGGAUGAGACUAAGGACUCCCCGAGGACGUCGGCCGGAAGCCCGGCCAAAGGGAAGGACGACUGGUGCGCUAAGUGCCAGCUGGUGCGGCCAGCCCGGGCCUGGCACUGCCGGAUCUGCGGCAUCUGUGUGAGGAGGAUGGAUCACCACUGUGUCUGGAUAAAUAGCUGUGUCGGAGAAUCAAACCAUCAAGCAUUUAUACUUGCCCUUUUGGUCUUCCUGCUCACCUCGGUGUAUGGGAUAACGCUGACCUUGGACACCAUCUGUACGGACAGAAGUGUCUUCACAGCUCUCUUCUAUUGCCCUGGAGUUUAUGCAAAUUACAGCUCGGCUCUGUGUUUCACCUGCGUGUGGUACUCUGUGAUCAUCACUGGCAGCAUGGCCUACAUCUUCCUAAUCCAGCUGAUAAACAUCAGCUACAAUGUGACCGAGAGGGAGGUGCAGCAGGCCCUGCGACAGAAGACGGGGCGCCGGCUGCUCUGCGGGCUCAUCGUGGACACAGGCCAGUACAAUCGGGGCUUCCUGCGGAACUGGCACCAGUUCUCCACCCUGGGCGCACACCCCUUCCACCACCCUGCCGAGGACAUUGUCUGAGUGCCUUCUGUACGGCUCCAGGGGUGGAGGGUGGCUCCUCCCUCUGCUCCCUUGCGUCGGACACUUCGGUACACGCAGGAUGCUCAUGUUUAUCCCUUGUUUCCUAAAGGCAUUACAGGGCCAUGCUCAGGUUUAGGCGCUGGACUGGGAAGAAAUGAGUUUUUCUGACUUCAUAACUUAAAAAGAGAUUUUUAUAUCUAAGAGGUAAAAGUAGAGCCAUUCCUUUCCAGUCACCUUACUAACUAAGUCACCAUAAGUUGUGGAUUGCUAAUGCACAAACGGAUAGAAGCAGUUCCCACCCAUUACUAUGGGAGAAAGAGCCUUGGAUCAGGAGAGUUUCUAGUCCCUCUUUCAAUUCUGAACAGCCAUGCGACCCUCAGUCAAGCCCCUUCGCCGAGUCUCAGGUUCACCUGUCAAGUGGGUACUGAUGCCUGCCCUGGCUACCUCACAGAGCGGAUGUUGGGGGGCGGGGGUCCCGUGAGGGAUGGGGUAUGUUAGAAAACAUGGAAAAACAACUAAAGCACCAGAGAGGUAUGAAGUAUUAUUAGGAGAAUCCUAAGACUGGAAAAAAUAUUUGUAGGUCAGAAUAUUGACGCUAGUAUUAUUGGAGUAAUCCGUUUUCAGCAUUUCAGAGUGAAAAACAGAUCCUCAAAUACCAUGUUGUACAGUUAGGGGAAUUUCUCUUUCUGAGGUAUUAGAUGUUAACUACUCAAAUAGAUGACCAGAUGGAUUUAUGCUAUCAUCUGAUAUUGAAAGGAUAGUUGAUGAUUUUAAGCAUAAUUAUUACUAGUAUAAUGUGCAGUGGUCAUGAGUUUAGGUGAUGAGUUCUUAUAUUUACCUUACUUCUUAUGUAUUUAUUCUGUUUGGAUUUACUCCAGGUAACUCCAGUAGGCAUCAAUGUUUCUUUCUUCCCAUGUUUCGCCUGGUCAGGUGCUUGCACACUUGUGGCAAUGACUGGACGAGAACAGACACUCCUAUGGGAACACUUCACUCUCUUUCUGGCUAGGGUGGCUGCUUAUAUAAAGGGCUUGACGUUUUUGUUCACGUAAGUAAUACAGAUACUGUCAGCAACAGCACUGUGUUGCAAAAACCAGUCUUUUGGCAUUCACAGUGUUUCUGGCAUGAGCUCUAUUUGAGCGGCUGAUUGAUGUCUUCCCACUUAACUUGCACCUUCUUCUCAUUCACCUUGCCCAAGAUAGAAGUGUCUCACUGGGAGAGAAGAAGCAGGGUAUAUGUGGUUUCCACUAAUUAAUAGAUUACUGUUCUUCCCUAGUUCUUCCUAAAUUGUUUCUUUAAUCAUAUCUCAAAAUGGAAAAUGUAUAAAGGAUUAACUCUUUGGCAUGGGCCCAUUCUGCCAUAGAAUUAAGAUGAGGCAAUUGAUUUCACAUGGGGAAAAUACCCUCUUGAAAUACUUGGUUUUGUACCUGUACUUCUUUAUAAAACCCCAAAGAAUUCAUGAGUCCUUAAAUUUGCCUUGGCUUAUAGCUUAACAGAGGAAAAAUAUUGCCAGCUGUUUCAGUCUUUCUGUGUGUGCUGCUGUAGCAAGAGGUUUAUAAAGGUCGAGAGGAAACACUGCUACUUGUACAUCUCUGCCCUCUGCAGCUGGCACCACCCCCAGUCCUGCCAUUAAUCAAGGCUCUCCUCAAGACACACACCACAUUUUUAUACGGGCUUGUCAUUGCUUUCCCCAGAGAUGGACUGUUUAAUGAAUGAUAGACUCCAUAUUACAUUGAUGAUGAGCCAACGAGCAAGUCUGGGGAUGUUAGCAGUCUGUGGUUUGUAUAGUAAUGCCCUAUCCCUGGCCCAGAAUCAGGCAUUCAUUUGGAAUUCAUUGGAGCUGAUAUAACUAAUUUCUUUAUGUAUGGGUUGGAGAUAAGAGAGAGUAAUAAUGUCAAGGACAGCACACGUGGCCAGAAAUCUCUGAUUAUAGUCUCCUGAAUGCCAGAUUCAGAGCCAACUCAGAUUGUUUAGCAAUUGAUAAUAAAAUUAACAGAAAUGUUAGGAUAGUCCGUAAUCUUGGCCUCUGGCCAAAUCUUUAGCAACAGUGAAAAUACAGUGUGCUGAAGAUGUGUGUCUGCUCAGAGGCUCAGUUGUGUCCCUUUUGUGACCCCAUGACUGUAGCCCCCCAGGCUCCUCUGUCCAUGGGAUUCUCCUGGCAAGAAUACUGGAGUGGGAUGCCAUUUCCUCCACCAGGGGAUAUUCCCGACCCAGGGAUCACAUCUGCAUCUCUUACAUCUCCUGCAUUGGCAAGCAGAUUCUUUACCACUGGCGCCAUCUGAGAGAAUGAGGAAUGAUCACCAUCUUUAUGACAGCACACCCCCAGUAGGGUUACCUGGAUGGGCAAUUCACUGUUUCCCCUCACUCAGAUAAAGACUUUCUUUGCAUAUUAUUCUGGCUGAUUGUAAUUAAGGUGCUUGUUUGAAGUUCUUUGAGAACUUCAUGAUUGGCAGUUUAUAGAAGAAAGCACAAACCUUUGCAAAGCUCAGUGGUUUUGUGGAGGUAAAAGCCUAUUGAAGCAUUUGCACCAAAAGGAGCAGCAGCCAAGGGACUGUCUGUGAGCAGCUUCUGUAGGCUCUGGGGUGUCCUUUAGCUGUACUCCUGGACUUUCAAGCCUUUUUACCAUCUGGAACCAUAUGAGGGAUUUUGUUCUUUUAAAGGACAAGGUCUCUGUGAAUGAAUGAGCCCCAGAGAAUGGUGGUGGUAACCGUGGGGAAUUGCCCAGCAAACCUGAAGCCCAUAGUUUCUUGGCCGUAGGAGCAGGCUUGCCCCAAUGUGGUGCAGACAAGUGGGUCUCCCCCGUCACCCCACAUCCUCAGCCUCUUAAACAUACUGGAUGUGGAGUUUACUAAAUGAUCUACUGUGAUCUGACCACUUAUAUUAUGGUCAUGCCACUGUGGCCUCUUCCUGGGGAAGAGAAAGUGUUCCACUUGGAAGAUCAGAGGGAGAAACCAUUAAGGAUCAGGACUGCAUAAAGGAAGAACAUCCUUCAAUACUUAAAAACGUUUCUUAUGCUACCCAAAGAGUACUUUGUGGUUAUUGCUGGUCACACCUGAAGUAAGCUGACCAUCCGUUGACAAUGCCUUUUUGGUAAGUUUCUUUGAUGCUGCUGAAGUCAAGCCUUAAGUGUGUUUUGGGAAUGCUGGGCUGCCCUUCUCAUGUCAGCCACCUGUGUGUGUGUGUGUGUUUAGGACCCUGUAAAUCUUUGCUUUCCGAGUAGUGGUGGUUUCCUUUGGUGAAUGAAGUACUUGUCUUCCACUGUCCCAUCUGCCUAGCAGAAAGACUGCUACGGACUUCCUCUUAUGCAAUAGUCCUUGGUACUUAUAAAAUUUUUAGCAAGAAAAAAUUUUCUAUACUAGAAUCUUCUACUGCCAGAAGACACAGUGCUGGUAAGGUUCUCUGUAAGAGUGACCAUCUGCUUAAUAGGCUAUUUCCUUUGGGUAGGAUGUUAGCUUUUUUAUUAUAAAACUCAACUUAUAUAGGCAAAAGUAUGACAUCUUGAAGCACAGUUUUAACCAGGAUGUUUAAAAAUUAAUGUUUUGUGAGGUUUAAGGUCUCUUUAAAUUAGGUAAGUAGAUUUAUAUGACAACUUCAUUUUAGCCAUAUUUUGGUAUCCUGUAUUUUAAAAAGCAUUUCCUCAAAUAAGAAAUGGAUAAUGGAGACUUUUGCUUGAGGCACCUGUUUGGAAAAUGGUUUUCUCAUCAGCAGCUUGACAGGUGUGCCAUUUUGUAUUAAACAUUACAGAGGUGAUGCAGGCGGUGAAUGAGAACUAAGCUUCACUUAAUGCUGAAGAAAAUUCAGUAUGUUCUUGUGGAAGUUUGUUGUGACUAAUACAAACUUUUUGCAAAAUCAGCCACAUUUAAUCCUGUUUCUAAUGGAUGGUUAUUCCCACUUCAGUUGGCACAAAGCUUUUCAUUGUAGUAGCAGCAGCAGGUCAAAAACUGGUUGAACAGAGACCUUCUUUAGGGGUUGUGACUAUUUCUGUCGGGCCUGUGACUUGUCACUACUCUAACCUUCCUGAUGGCAUCUUUUACUUCUAGAAAAAUCAUACUUUUAAGAGCAAAGCUUUAAAACCACAGCUAGUCUAUUCUAGUUAUGGAUGCAACUAAAAUCUGCUGUUUCUUCAGAUGGUGCCACUGACAAGAUGCUGUGUUACAGAACUCACAAACUCAUCCUGUUGUGAUCCUAUAGUCUGCGUGAUUUUGACGGUUUGAGUUAGGGCUUCUGAGCCUUUUCAUUUGAUUGCAUUUCUGGGUCUGAUGUUAGACUAGAGGAAGCCCAGGAAAAUUUAUUUAAUAUUAUAUUUCAUAUUUAAUGUAACUAACUCAGCAACGCUAGAGGGGAUUUCUGAAGCCAUCUCUGGAGGCUGUGGGCUAAACGUUUUGCACUGUUUUUAUACUUGUAUUCAUAUCCUCUUAUCACCUCAGACUCAGACACAAGGCCUUUCAAAUGGAAAUUUUAAAAAUGACUGCCAUUCAUGUAAAAUAAUGUACUGUGACCAAGUUGUUUAAAUGGAAAAUAAAGUGCUUUCUUUAAGGAAAA
Messenger RNA from Bubalus bubalis (water buffalo), 6020 nucleotides. RefSeq names its product zinc finger DHHC-type palmitoyltransferase 23 (gene ZDHHC23). The transcript has 5 exons. NCBI's taxonomy places the organism in Eukaryota, Metazoa, Chordata, Mammalia, Artiodactyla, Bovidae. Gene Ontology annotation, biological process: peptidyl-L-cysteine S-palmitoylation; protein targeting to membrane. The record is from RefSeq and is a predicted model, not a curated record. Gene Ontology annotation, cellular component: Golgi apparatus; endoplasmic reticulum. The coding region runs from base 192 to 1481 and encodes 429 amino acids. Gene Ontology annotation, molecular function: protein-cysteine S-palmitoyltransferase activity.